Brassicogethes aeneus is the source of this 405-nucleotide messenger RNA. Lineage: Eukaryota; Metazoa; Arthropoda; Insecta; Coleoptera; Nitidulidae. The record is from the annotation of a GenBank genome assembly.
AUGCAAACGUUAUUUGGAACUAGUCUGGAACUUUUAAACCAAAUCAAAUAUAUGGAAGUAAUUAUAAACAAUAAACUUAACUGGAGUAGUCAUCUAGUAGUUCAGAAGGCCUUUGUUGCCAUCUGUCUGUGUAGAAGAGCUGUUGGGAAAACAUUCUUCAAAGAUAGUCCUCUGGUUGUACACAACUCAAACAAUCGUCAUACUUGCAUCCUGAAUAAGGACAAAAAACACCUACCCACUAGGGCUGAAUGGAUCCCCAAACACCAUGUUUUAACAAACAAUGUCAUGGAACACGCAUGUGUAAAAGGGCAUAAUGAAAAUGAAAAGGCCGACGAUCUUGCCUAUAUCAAAAUUUGUCUUGAAUACCCAAAUAAAGAAAUUAACCCACUAAAAACAAAUCGGUAA